CUGAAGAGACUAAUGAAUUUAAGUCAAUAAAAAUAGACAAAUAAAAGGGAACAAACGAGGUACUCCAAAAUUUAUAAUGGAAUAGCGAUUUGGACUGCUUGUACUCAAGCUGGAGUAUAGAUGCACAAGAUCAUCAAGACAUCUGGAUUUAAGAAAGAAAAAGAUAUUUGAAGAUCGAGUAGAGUAGCAUGGAUAGAUUUUCAGAGAUGGCUGCAGAUGUGUUGCUCUCAAAAAGGGUCCAAGAAAUGGUCAUCAAUGGUGAGGAGCCAUCAGGGCCAUAUAUUUGCAGAUCAGUUGGGGAAGAAGAAGAAGAAGAUGACCAUGACACCUGCAAGGCUAAAUCUACCAUUCCCACCAUUGAUUUAAGCUGUUUUUUGCACAACCACCAAGAGAGUAGUUAUGUCACAGAACUACACAAACUCAGAUCAGCCCUCUCUUCAUGGGGUUGUUUUCAGGCAAUUGGACAUGGGAUUUCUACUUCUUUUCUGGAUAAGAUACUGCAAAUUUCAAGGGAGUUCUUUGAACAACCAAUGGAAGAGAAGAUGAAGUAUGCCAAAGGUGUAAGAGAUUUUGAAGGUUAUGGAGGUGAUCCUGUUCCUCAAGAUGGGCAGUCUCUUGAUUGGUCCGAUCGUCUCUUUCUCAAUGGUUAUCCUGAAGAUAGAAGAAAUUAUAAUUUAUGGCCAAAAUAUCCCAACUCUUUCAGAGAAGUGUUGGAAGAGUACAUAGAGAAGAUGAAAAUGGUGACAGAAAUGGUGUCAAAAGCCAUGGCAAAAUCACUAAAUUUGGAAGAAAAUUGCUUCCUGAAACAGUUUGGUGAAAGAUCACAACUGGAUGCAAGGUUCAACUAUUAUUCCCCAUGUGAAAGGCCAGAUCUUGUUCUUGGACUGAAGCCCCAUUCAGAUGGGUCAGGCUACACCAUAAUCAUUCAAGAUGAAAUAGGCCUCCAAGUUCUCAAGGAUCACAAAUGGUUCACUGUUCCUAAAAACCCCCAUGCCCUCCUCAUUCUCAUGGCUGAUCAAAUGGAGAUAAUGAGUAAUGGGAUAUUGAAGAGCCCAGUGCAUAGGGUUUUGAGUAGUUCAAAGAGGGACAGAAUAUCUAUAGCAGUAUUUUACACACCUGAAAUGGGAAAAGAAAUUGGACCAGAAGAAGGGCUACUUAAUAAUGAGGAAAGCCAAAGAGUAUACAAGAAUGUGAAAGACUAUGCAGAUAUUCACUGGGAAAAUUACCAAAGUGGGAGGGCUAUGAGACCAUUGCUUCAUAUAGCACAUGUCUAGAAUAAUAAGCUAAGCUCACUUAAUAUAAUAUUCAUCCUUAUUAGCUCUUUAUACUGCUUAAUGUCCUAAUAAUUUACAUUUGUAUGUACAAUAUUAUAUAUGCAUGUGUGUGCGCAUAUAUUUACCUUCUCCUAGAUUAAACUCAAUCAUCAUUUUCAA
Molecule: messenger RNA, 1433 nt
Organism: Ipomoea nil (Japanese morning glory)
Lineage: Eukaryota; Viridiplantae; Streptophyta; Magnoliopsida; Solanales; Convolvulaceae
Product: protein SRG1-like
Exons: 4
Coding region: 189-1274 (361 amino acids)
Source: RefSeq, a predicted model, not a curated record